AUGAAUUAUUUGGAGAUUUAUCAGUAUUCCGACCUCAUUGCAUCUAUUCUGGGCCUAGUUCUUAAUGUGGUCCUGCUGAUCGGGUUGUUUAAGACCAAUAAAAAUGGAUUCCAUGCGUAUUCUUACCUCCUCCUGGUCCCUUGUGCCAAUGACAUCUUCUUUUCCACCUAUCAGCUGCUGGUUCAGCAUGUAAGUAGCGUAAAAUGCGUCCCUCUUACCUUUGAUGACAUUCCCAAAAUAUGGUUUUAGUUGAUCAAAGUGGACGGCGGUAUAAUUUACAUCUUCCCUCUUGGCUUCGAGAAAUAUGUCCCUCAGAAGUACCUCUGCAUCACAGCAUUCCUUCAUCUCUUCUCUAUCACAAAUACGUUUACAACUCAGCCAGCCAUCUAUCAUUAUCGUUAUGUAAUUGUCUCCAAAAUCGGGUAGGCAUUAUGAUCAUCAGAUCAUGAAGUACAACAUAAUAAUUGUGUAAUGUAAAUUUUUAGUUCCGGACCUACAGUAAGCGUCCUCGUCCGUAACCUUAUAAUUUCUGUGAUCGCUGCCUUAGCCGUUGGCAUGGCUUUUGGAGCCUCGAUCCAUCAAACAAUUUAUUGGGGCAGAGAUUAUUACAUACAGAAGUUAUCUCCUUUGUGGUUUGAUGAAAAUGGACAGACAGCGUUCAUGUACGCGGCUAAUUGGGUAAGAAUCUUAUUCUACAUCUGUAAACAUAACUUUUUACUAUUAUACUACUUCCUUUGUAUCUUUACAUACUUCCUGGAAAAAAUAAAUGUUUUUAGGCUGACAAAAGUACAAAGGCUUACUUUGUGAUUGUAAUCAUCGUAUUCUCAGCAGCCAAUAUGUUGAGUAUGUAUUUUAUCUGGAUAUCAGUAAAGAGUGUGCAUGCCGAGACUUCAUCUGUCAGUGAGACCACCAAGCAAUUGAGAGCACAGUUUACGAAAACUUUGAUAAGUCAGGUAAUCGUCGUGUAACUAGGGGAUCGGAAUCCCAUAAGUCAGAAAAAAAAACGCAAAAAGACAUCCACUUGCCGGCAAAAGGAUCAAAAGACUGAAUUUUGGACCUUACGAGGGAAGAAUCUGAACUUCCCCCAGCGUUUGGGAAAAUGACUAGUACAGGUGGAUAGAGCAGGUCAACUUUGGUAAAAAAAGCCAUUUUCCAGCAGCUCGUUAGGCGCAAGCCCUUGCCUCUGUAUAAAAGACAGACAAGGCUUUCGCCCCUCGAGGCCCUAGGAUAAACAGGAAAGUCUCUUGGGAACUUUCCAAUACUUUGGUGACAGGGCCCUGUAUCGCAAAUGGUUUAGGCGAUGUGCAGUAAUAACCCUAAACUUCAGACGAUCGUGCUCACUUUCUUCGCCCUGAUCCCCUGCACCAUAUACAUGAUGGCUUUGAUGUUCCAAACUGGCGGAGAAUUCCUUGGGAUCAUUGUUCUUGGCCCUGUCUCCUGGUUUUCUUGUCUUAAUGGUCUCCUUCCAAUGUAUUUUGUCCGGGCAAUUCGAGUAUUUGUUUUGGGUUUAUUGGGGAUCAAAACUCGAGGUCCAAAAUCCAUUCAAUCGACGGUCGAGAAGAGCAAUGUCACUUCUUCCAACCUGGAUGUUGCAUAA
Messenger RNA from Bursaphelenchus xylophilus (pine wood nematode), 1597 nucleotides. The record is from the annotation of a GenBank genome assembly. NCBI's taxonomy places the organism in Eukaryota, Metazoa, Nematoda, Chromadorea, Rhabditida, Aphelenchoididae.